Rangifer tarandus platyrhynchus (Svalbard reindeer) is the source of this 717-nucleotide messenger RNA. The record is from the annotation of a GenBank genome assembly. Lineage: Eukaryota; Metazoa; Chordata; Mammalia; Artiodactyla; Cervidae.
AUGGCCAGCGAGGAGCUGGCGAGCAAGCUGCAGCGGCGACUGCAGUGGGAGGAAGGGGAUAGAGGGCUCCAGCCCGCGCCCGGAGCCGCCCCAGACCCCGAGCCCCAGCCCCAGUCGCAGCCGCCCGCCUGGGCGCCCACCGCCAGAGCCGACGCCGAGCUGAGCGCCCAGCUGAACCGACGGCUGGACAUCAACGAGGGCGCGGCGCGGCCCCGCCGCUGCAAGGUCUUCCACCCAUACUCGGAAUUCCCGGAGUUCAGCCGCCGCCUCAUCAAGGACCUGGAGAGCAUGUUCAAACUGUAUGACGCUGGAAGGGAUGGCUUCAUUGACCUGAUGGAGCUGAAGCUGAUGAUGGAGAAGCUGGGGGCCCCCCAGACCCACCUGGGCCUGAAGAGCAUGAUCAAGGAGGUGGACGAGGACUUUGAUGGCAAACUCAGCUUCCGUGAGUUCCUGCUCAUAUUCCACAAGGCCGCCGUAGGAGAACUGCAGGAGGACAGCGGGCUGAUGGCACUGGCGAAGCUUUCUGAGAUCGAUGUUGCCCUGGAGGGCGUCAAAGGUGCCAAGGACUUCUUUGAAGCCAAGGUCCAAGCCUUGUCCUGUGCCAGCAGGUUUGAAGCGGAGCUAAAAGCAGAGCAAGAUGAACGGAAGCGGGAGGAAGAGAAGAGGAAGGUCCGCCAAGCAGCCUUCCAGGAACUCAAGGCCGCUUUCAGUGCUUAG